AUGACCUUUGAAAGUUUAUUUACACUCAAUUUGCUUAACAGCAGACCGAAAAAAUAUUUUGUGACUUUAAUCAUCUGUUUUGUUCUUCAAGAAAAUAUUUUGAGUUUAUCUCUAAGAGCACCUUAUCAGAACAGUAUAAAAGGGGAGUAUUUAAUAGACGUGUUUAUUCCACAGUUUACAGCGUGGCGGAAAAUACAAAACAUGAUAUACAUUGACGAAGAAACAGUUCUCAGUCUCAUCAACUGGGAUAAAACCUUCAAGGCCAUGGAAGUGGCUAUGAAACGGGUGACGGAAGGUAGGGUGGUGCAAAGUGCCCGUGGGAGGACAAAAAUUUUCGACAAACCGGAUAUACUUUUGACGAUGCCCGGGUACCUGGAAGACGGAGAGUUUGGAGCUCUUGGCUGUAAAAUUGUUACAUUUUUCCCGGGAAAUGUGGAACUGAAAACACCGCUACCGUCUGUUAACGCAAAUAUUAUGCUUUUCGACGAAAAAACUGGAAUCAUCAAAGGAAUAGUGGCUGGUACUGAAAUAACAAAAUGGAGGACAGCAGCAGCUUCAGCUGUGGCAACCAAGUACAUUCAUGCAAAAAAGCUGGCUUCCAGCAAAAUUUUGGCCAUCGUAGGUGCUGGAGAGCAAGGAAAAGUUCACGCUGAGUGCUUUAAGCAUUUCUUUGACUUCCAAGAAGUUCGUAUAUGGAAUCGCACUCCAUCGAGAGCACACAGCUUGGCGGAGUAUUUGAACAAAAAAUAUAACACCAACAUUUAUAAAGUUAACGUCAGUGUCGAAGAAUGUGUGAAAGAGGCAGAUGUUAUCGUAUCCUCAACUAAUUCUUCAGUGCCAGUCCUCAUGGCAGACUGGAUCAAGGCUGGAGCACAUAUUAAUGCUGUCGGAGCUGGAAAAACUCACCACAGCGAGGUACAGGAAAAACUAUAUUUCCAAUCGGACGUUUAUAUCGACCAUUGGGAGGGCGCAAAAACGGAAUUGGCAGGACUGGAAAAAGCUGGCGUUAAGUUCAAAGGGGAAGUAGGAGGAGUCAUACGUGGAGAUAUAAAGACCGAGGACGAAAAUAAAAUUACAAUUUUCCAGAGCUUAGGUAAGACGAAUUUGAGGGGGAAAACAAUAAUUACUGACCAACUUAAUUCUUUAAGUUCUUUGAACUGUCUGUUCAAAAAAUGAGAUGAAUUUUCAUUUUUCCCAAAAAAUAAUUAUUUAAUCAUCAA
Messenger RNA from Leptinotarsa decemlineata (Colorado potato beetle), 1220 nucleotides. RefSeq names its product ketimine reductase mu-crystallin. NCBI's taxonomy places the organism in Eukaryota, Metazoa, Arthropoda, Insecta, Coleoptera, Chrysomelidae. The record is from RefSeq and is a predicted model, not a curated record. Gene Ontology annotation, cellular component: cytoplasm. Gene Ontology annotation, molecular function: hormone binding.